Messenger RNA from Neopsephotus bourkii (Bourke's parrot), 796 nucleotides. RefSeq names its product mediator complex subunit 30 (gene MED30). Gene Ontology annotation, biological process: positive regulation of DNA-templated transcription. Bases 102 to 641 code for a protein of 179 amino acids. The transcript is spliced from 5 exons. Lineage: Eukaryota; Metazoa; Chordata; Aves; Psittaciformes; Psittacidae. Gene Ontology annotation, molecular function: transcription coregulator activity. The record is from RefSeq and is a predicted model, not a curated record. Gene Ontology annotation, cellular component: mediator complex.
CCUGUACGUCACUUCCUCUCCGGUUCGCCCGCGCCGCCGAGUGCUUCCGCCUGCGAGUUUCCAGGGCAACGCUGCGCCCGGCCCUGUUGGCUCCGUGGGAGAUGUCAACCCCUCCCCUCGCCGGGGCCGGCAUACCGCCAGGUGCCUUCUCAGGGACACAGGCUCAGGCAGCUCGGGAGGUAAAUACAGCUUCCCUCUGUCGAAUUGGCCAAGAGACUGUGCAGGACAUUGUAUUCCGGACCAUGGAAAUCUUUCAGUUACUGAGGAACAUGCAGUUACCGAAUGGUGUUACAUAUCAUACUGGAACAUAUCAAGACAGACUGGGAAAGCUGCAGGAACAUCUCCGUCAGCUGUCGAUACUCUUCAGAAAACUGAGAUUAGUCUAUGACAAAUGCAAUGAAAACUGUGCUGGGCUUGAUCCUGUUCCUGUAGAACAACUUAUUCCAUAUGUUGAAGAAGAUGGCUCCAAGCAUGAUGAUCGUGGUGCUGCAAGUCAGCUUCGUUUUGCUAGUGAAGAGAGAAGGGAAAUCAUGGAAGUAAAUAAGAAACUGAAACAGAAGAAUCAGCAGCUGAAACAGAUCAUGGAUCAGUUACGGAAUCUUAUUUGGGACAUAAAUGCCAUGUUGGCAAUGCGGAACUGAACACGGAGAAUCAAACUUUGCAAUUGGAAAAGAUACCAAUUUGUCUGGAUAUACUUAAUUUCUUCUGAAGAAGUAACAUGUUUUUUCCACAACCAUUUUGCAGUAAUGUUUGAAAAGUCUUCAAGGUUAAAAUGUUGGGGUUUUGUAAUAACUUA